CCUCGGAACAACCGUGUGGACGAGUGCCUCUCCCCGCGUGUCUGUGUCACUGCGGCCUCACGGUAAUCCACGGGGCACCGUUUUCUGUUGCUCCACAGCUUCGAGGAAAUUUAUAAAUUCCAGAGGCAGAUCCUCAGAGUAAAAGACCGCGACGAGUUUCCCAUGAUCCUCGUGGGCAAUAAGGCCGACCUGGAGCUGCAGAGGCAGGUGACUCAGGAGGAAGGCCAGCAACUGGCCCGGCAGCUCAAAGUCACGUACAUGGAGGCCUCUGCUAAGAUCCGAAUGAACGUGGACCAAGCUUUUCAUGAGCUUGUUAGAGUAAUAAGGAAGUUCCAGGAACAGGAAUGCCCACCUUCGCCAGAACCCACCCGCAAAGAGAAGGACAACAGCGGCUGCCACUGCGUGAUUGUCUGACUGGACACAUCCCCUACCGCGCCCACAUCCCCUACCCCACCCACAUCCACGCCUCACUCUUCCGCUGUCUCCGCCACGCCUCGUUCCCACUUCCCUUCUGACAUCACUUCCCACGUGGAUCCUCGUUGCGCUCUGGCACCUGGUGGCCAGAAUGCCGAGGCUCCCAUGACAGCCUUAACUCGGGACCCCCGCCCUCCAAGAAACAAAUCAGCGAGCAUGAAUGGGUGGGCGCCCAACCGCCUGCCUGCCAGUGGGCACAGAGACCUCACGACACUAAUCGCUGCUUUUUAAAACUGCUAUACAGUUUCACAUUUUUCUACCCUGGCGGCAUGUUUGUAAUUUUCAACACAAUGACUGACAACAAUGUGACUAGAUAUGUGGGAUGUUGAUUUAAAAAGAAUUGUUUUUAGCUGAAGGUAGCUUACAGCUGCCAUCUGCAGUGAGGUGUGCUAAUCAGACGUGUAUGUCACGACGUUUUCACGUGUGCGUGCGCGUGUUACUCGACUACUGUACAUAAGUAUAGAUCCCUUGUGAUUUACGUGAAUUGGCUCUGACACUGACACAGCCGCAUGGCCAGGUCCCGCUGGUCCUACACCAUGAACCGUGAAGUCCACAGUGUUUGUGUGUUCCAGCAGGCCGCUUCGUUUUACUUGCAAGCAGAGUCACGCUAACCUCGUUACCAAGACGAGACCAAGAUGCAGAGAUUCCCGGCCUUCUGCUACUCCGUAUCUCAAAUGAAGGAUAUUGCCCAUUUUAUUCGUUUGUUGUAAUGACUGACAUCCGAAGUUGAUCCUGUAUUUCUUAAUUCUAUUUUCUCUAUAGAAGGUUCUACUUACUAUUUAUACUUAAACUACUGUUUAAGGUAGAAGCUGAGUAUUUAUGCCGAAACAAACACAACUGCUGAGAAGCAGAAUUAGGAGAACACAUCUCUGUUAUUUACUUUUAGAAACUUUAAAGGCAGCCAUGUUGGUUUGGUAUCCAUGCAGGGAUUCAGCAUAGCUAAAAUCCACCUCUGUUUAAGAGAUAUCCGGGAAGUUUAGGUACCUCCAUGUCAUACUUAGUUCAUUUGGGAUUGUUUCCCUUUAAGAGCUGUCCGAGAGGAUUUUGGUUAGGCCAAAAGAAGAACCUUAUUGUUUUGGGCUCAUUUGUGGUGUCCACACUUUGUGUCUGUGGGCCUGUUUUCACCGUGAUUUUUUUUUUGCAAGGUUUCACCAUUGGUUUAGUCUUCCUCUGAAGUAUUAAACCAUAAAGAGGACCUUAUGUAAUGGUGCAUUUGACCAUUGUGUAAUAUAUAAAGAAAAUGUUGAAUGAUAAUUGAAUGUUUGUGUUUGCUAUAUACUUUUAUACAUUAUUUUCUUAUCAGACUAGUUAACAAGUAUUUUUAUAUGUUUGUAAUCAAAUACACUUUCAAGGCAAAACUGUGUAUAUGUACAAAAGAGUAUUUAAAACUGCUUUGACUAAAACAGAUUGCAGGCCCAUGUUGUGAAGCUGUGAUGUAUACUGCCCCUAGUGGUCUGAACCUGGAGACACGCUUGGCACGCUUCCAUCCAGUCAGGAGGCAUCCACUGGUGUGUCGGAGAAUAGAUGCGGGUCCCUGUCCCUUGCUGAUAUCUUCCCAAGGGGACCGUUGAUCGUAUGGCUUGUCCUGCCUGAUUGGACUGUGAAUGGACACCAGCUAAGUGUUCCGUAGGCUGUGUUUGGGUGAUGGGCACACUUGUUCCCCCGUCAACAGAAUAGUGCAUGCUGCCCAUUUUUUUACAGAAUUAAUGUACCUCCAGUACGUAUGGUGUUUUCUCGUGGGGGGGAAUAACUCUUACUUUCCCUUAUAGUUUCCAGUCCUAUAAUAAAAUGACAUGACUAAGCCAAUUAAAACUUCACUGAUUAAAGUUUUUUGUACGCCUAUGUGUGUUUCCUUCUGCAAUCGGGAGUUUAGCUGUUCCGAUAGUUAAUAUCUUUGUCAGCUUGGAAAAGAUUCCUCCCAUGUGACACUGCACAGAUGAUACUCUUUCUCACCUUCCCGGUUUAUUUAAAACGUUGUUUUUUCUUCUUCAUGCACAUGGUGUUUUUCUGGACCGCCUCUGGUUCCCUUGGCGCCAUCGGUGAUGCAGGCUUGUUCUCAUGUCUGGAGCUUACAUCAUGUCUUCCUCGCCUGAUGGCAGGCCGUCUGGGUGACCUGCUGACUUGAAUUUCCACCAGUGUGUGACCGUCUAGGUCAGGGCUGUUCAAGUCUGGCCCUCGAAUCCAAAUGCAGGCCUUGUUUUCAGUUCUCCCAGGUAGUUAGUUUAAUGAUUACUGAUUCUGAUUGGUCAGAGGCUUCACUCCUGGCUCACAGGUAAAGGAAGGCUGGAAAACCAGCAGUGCUCGGACCUCGAGGACCGUGAUUUGAAUAGACCUGAGCUAGGGGAUGGUGUGUGAAUGUGACUAAGUGACAGAUGGAUACGUAAAAAUAAAUGGAUGGCUAUAUGUGGUGCACUGCCCUCUUUAAUACCAAAUGCCAGGGUCUUAUUUAAAUCUAUGUCUGUAUUAUGAUGUGAUGUGAGGUUAAAUGUCUGUGGGAGAUGACAGUGAAAUAAUAAACAUUUUCUGAGAUCUAAA
Molecule: messenger RNA, 3009 nt
Organism: Paramormyrops kingsleyae
Lineage: Eukaryota; Metazoa; Chordata; Actinopteri; Osteoglossiformes; Mormyridae
Source: RefSeq, a predicted model, not a curated record